ACCUGAAGAAAAGAGGGUUUCAUGCCACAUGCACAGUGCGUCAAAACAGGCGGCGGGAGUGUCCAACCCUUACUAAAAAACAGUUCGAGAAGAAAGGUAGGGGAUCAUACGACUAUAGGUCGGCCGAAGGGGUCUUGGUUUGUUCUUGGUAUGACAACAAGGAUCGUGAAUGUUGCUUUAACAACUUGCUCUGUCAAACCAACUGCAGAAGUCCGACCAGUAUGAAAAGAACAACGAAUGCCUAUGUUGCAUAUCGAGUGCCCUGCCUUAUCAAAGCAUACAACGAAUGCAUGGGGGGUGUUGACAAGUGCGACAUGAUGCUUUCCUUGUACGCAUCAAAAUGUCGAGCAGAAAAUGGUACAGGCGCCUGA
This is a messenger RNA of Penaeus indicus, 371 nucleotides long. RefSeq names its product piggyBac transposable element-derived protein 2-like. The record is from RefSeq and is a predicted model, not a curated record. NCBI's taxonomy places the organism in Eukaryota, Metazoa, Arthropoda, Malacostraca, Decapoda, Penaeidae. The transcript has a single exon. Gene Ontology annotation, molecular function: sequence-specific DNA binding. The annotation marks the transcript as partial.